Molecule: messenger RNA, 1364 nt
Organism: Punica granatum (pomegranate)
Lineage: Eukaryota; Viridiplantae; Streptophyta; Magnoliopsida; Myrtales; Lythraceae
Source: RefSeq, a predicted model, not a curated record
GGAUGAUGGCAGAAAGUUAGCUCCGUCCGAUCUCCGGUCAUUCAUUUCACGGCGUGCUCCAGUCUGGGAACAAGCAACCGCCAAAUCCGCCAUUGGAGCGACUUCUGGGGAUCAUCUAGGAAGCAGUUGAAGUCAAAGAGGCAUUUUGAUCUCUAUCGUUCUCUCGUUUUCGCAGUGGAAAAUGAGGCGGCGGACGUUGUAUGCUUGGGGAGUGGCGAUUGCUUGCUUUGUCGUGCUUAUGAUCGUCACCCCGGCGAUUCCUCAGUCGGAGGCAUACCAUGAUUUCGCUGACCAGCGCGAGUUCUUCGGCAUACCUAAUUUUCUGAAUGUGGUGUCCAAUUUCCCAUUCCUUGUCGUUGGUCUCGUUGGGCUUGUGCUUUGCUACUACGGGAAUUAUUUCAAGCUGAGCCUCCAAGGUGAGCUACUGGGUUGGACAUGUUUCUUCCUCGGUGUUGCCGCUGUUGCUUUUGGCUCCUCGUACUACCAUCUCAAGCCAAAUGAUGCCCGGCUUGUGUGGGAUCGCUUGCCGAUGACCAUUGCGUUCACUUCUAUUGUGGCAAUUUUCAUCAUUGAAAGGAUUGACGAACGGAAGGGAAUGAUAUCGAUUGUACCGCUACUUUUGGCUGGUGCUCUGAGCAUUCUAUAUUGGAGGUUUUUUGAUGAUCUUCGCCCAUAUGCUAUAAUCCAGUUCGUUCCUUGCAUUGCUAUACCAAUUAUGGCGAUUUUGCUACCUCCAAUGUACACGCACUCGACAUACUGGCUCUGGGCAGCAGCAUUUUAUCUUAUAGCCAAAAUUGAAGAAGCUGCAGAUAAACCAAUCUACAAAUGGACUCACCAUUUUGUCAGUGGACACACGCUUAAGCAUCUCUGUGCUGCAAUGGUCCCUGUUUUCUUGACUCUCAUGCUUGCAAAGAGAACUAUUGACCUAGAGAGGCAAAGUUUGCUAGUGACAUGGAAGAUUUCCUGGUACCGGUAUAGAGAGAAGAACUCGAAGGGAGAGAAUUGCGAAAGCACUUAUACUAGUGUUUCAGCUGAGGAAUCAUGAUAAAUCAGAUCACACUCUCUUCUUGACAGAAUUUGGUAAAUUUAUGGCAUUCAGAAAAUCCCGCUAACACAGGAAAACCUCAUCACAAAACACCGAUGACAUAAAAGUGUCUUACUUUAUGUACAUAGAGAAAUAUAGUCUAGUCAUUCAACAUGGUCUUACUCUUGACUGUGCCUUUUGUUUGUUGAUCAGGGCAAGUAGAUGAACUCAGCUUCAUUAGCUCUGCCUCCGAAUUUGGCUUGUUACAUUUGAUACUGUUGUAUGUCAAAACAAUUUUCAUUUACAUGGUUCAUUUAAGCGAUUUAUCCCUUUGUUGUUC